Molecule: messenger RNA, 1332 nt
Organism: Amphimedon queenslandica
Lineage: Eukaryota; Metazoa; Porifera; Demospongiae; Haplosclerida; Niphatidae
Product: dual specificity protein kinase shkC-like
Exons: 2
Coding region: 1-1332 (443 amino acids)
Biological process (GO): protein phosphorylation; necroptotic signaling pathway
Molecular function (GO): ATP binding; protein kinase activity
Source: RefSeq, a predicted model, not a curated record
AUGGAGAUCGAGAGUUUACUUUUGAAAAAUGUAUGUGAGACUGGAAGGAAAUUAGGUCAUGGAGCUUACGGUGUGGUGACUGAAGUAAAAGUUAACGAAACCAUUUGUGCAGCUAAGAAAUUACACGAUAUUAUUGUACAGGAAAGUACUUUGCAAAAGUUCAAUGAGGAGAUUCUUCUUCACAGUCAGCAAAGACAUCCUAACAUUGUCCAAUUAAUUGGUGUCUAUUAUCCUCCUCGUUCACAAGUACCAAUGUUAGUAAUGGAAUAUCUUCCUUUCACUCUCAGAGAGUCACUGGAACAUGAUGGACUGCCACUUCAAAUGAAGUAUUCCAUUCUGUCUGAUGUUGCUAAGGGUUUAUGUUAUCUUCACAGCAAUAGUCCUCCUAUUGUACAUCGUGACCUCACUGCUAAUAAUGUGUUACUCACCUCUUUUUAUGUUGCCAAGAUAUCAGAUCUUGGAGUAUCAAGAUUAGUUGGUAAGUUCAAAUCGCAUCAAAAGCUUACUCAAGCACCUGGCAAUGCUAUUGUAAUGCCACCAGAGGCUCUUGCAGCUAAACCUGUUUACAAUGAAAAGGUUGACGUAUUCUCUUAUGGCUGUCUCAUUCUUCACAUUCUCACUUGUCAAUUCCCUGAACCAACUGAUGCAUUUGUCCAGUACUUUAGGAUAUGGCAGUCAAAAGUAGCUGAGUGGGACAGACGAUCAAAAUAUAUCCAGAAAAUACCAGAAGAUGAGAAAGAGCUGCUUCCUUUAGCUAAGCAAUGCCUUCAAGAUCGUCCUUAUAGCAGACCAGAUAUGCUUACAGUGCUUCAGGCUGUCGAAGAGAAAUGUAUAAGAAGUAGAAGUGGUAAGACCUUGUUGGAUAAAAUUCAUGAGAAAGAAGAAAUAAUAAAAAUAAUAAGGUCAGAUUUUACAAAUAAAAUUUUGGCUAAAAGUGAUGAGAUAUACAAGACAAAAAUGCAACUGGAAAAAAUUUCUAAGGAAAAGGAACGGUUAAUAUCUGACAUAGAAGCACUGAAAAGAUCAGAACUUAAAAGCAAGAUUAGAAUGCUGGAGAGAGAAAAUGAAUUACAUGAAGCAAUGAGAUUGGUUCUUAUUGAUAGGGAAGUAAGGGAACAAGAUUAUCAAGCUUUGAAGCGGCAAAAAGAAGUACAAACAUGGCUGGGAAGAGGUGUACAAUUACUUAUAUUUUUAAUUUCAGUACUUAUGGUUUUUUUCUCAAUAAUUAUUAGUGUUUGCUUGACAAAUGUUAGUGUUGGAUUUUUGAUAAUGAUUGGUGCUAUUUUGCUUUAUGGCUUUUAUUCUAUUUAUUGUUAUUAUUAUGAUAAUUAG